Fusarium venenatum is the source of this 2145-nucleotide messenger RNA. RefSeq lists its product as uncharacterized. Lineage: Eukaryota; Fungi; Ascomycota; Sordariomycetes; Hypocreales; Nectriaceae. The record is from RefSeq and is a predicted model, not a curated record.
AUGCAGGCUUUGUGGUCGAGAGCUGGCCGGGCUCAUCGCUGCGGUUGCCGCGCCUGCGAAACAGUUGUGAGCACUCUCGGCCGCCGAGUGACAACCGCGACUCGACCACGUAAAGUCGCCAUUGCCGAUAUCUUUACAGCAUGCUACAGUUCCAUGUUUGCGACCGCCGCCAUUGUUGAUGCUGUGCGAAAGGAGGACCGACGACAGGAAAUAGACCGACUGUUGGAGGAAACACGGCGGGAAUUGGCCCAACUCCGAAACCUCGAGGCGAGCCAAAGUACAAAAGGGAGCAGUUCCGCUCACAACGACAUCUCUCUUGGUCAAAUGCACUACUUAUGGGAGUCUUUGAAGGAGAUAUACACGAAUCGGCCAUAUAUGAAGGAGACAUAUAAGCCUGCUACCAUUCGAAUCGACGAGUUUCUCAACCGGGCACACACCGAACAAUACCAAUGUCCAGACAAGGCAACAAUGGAUGCUUACCGACGAACGGAUUAUGAACAUCUCGAGCAGGCCAUCAUUCGAGAGGAGACAGACGACAGCAUCCCUCAUAGAAGGCCAACGAACUCUAAGCAGGUCCAUAACGCUGGACGUACGCUCAACCACCUUAUCCAGCAAUUACUCAAACGAGCUGAUGCUCACGACAAAUCCAAUUCACCAAGUCCCAGCUUUGACGAGGCUGUCAAGAUUGCGGACCUAAAUCCUUCUUACAAAUUUCUUGUAGAGUCAAAUUCCGAAAUGAUGAAGAAGAACCGAGCUACCUUGAAUCUCGGCCUCCGCCAGGUUGUUGGCUCAUCACUGAGCCUCAAAGAAAAAGUCGGCAGAGUGUGCUACAAUCUGCUUGUCUCUGCUUACCCCGCUGACAUGCACACGUACAACACACUCAUCGUGGCUUUCGACAAGCACGGUUACAGGUUUUUGGCAGAAUCAGUAGUUAAUUCCUUCUACUACUAUCGACGACUAAGACCAACGCCAUCCACGUUUGUAGCCAUUUUAAAUCAUUACCAAACCUCAGGCAACUACGGGCGAUUCUUACGUAGCCUUGCCUGUAUCACUGGGCUUGACGGCGAGACAGGGGCCAAGGUGAGACGCAGGCUAGCAGAAGGGUUUGACACUUCAAGAAGCAGGCGCCACAAGAUCCAGACGUGGACGCAAACGGGCGACUAUUUCUGGCAGCACGCAUUACUAAACAAACCUGUCGUUGAGGCUGCUAUUCAAGGUCUUCUUCGCAUGAAUCUUUUUGAACAAGCCGCCAUGUUCUUCGUGUCUUGCAUGAAAGCCAAGGUUGUCCUUAGCACACAAAUCAUCAAGCAGUUGUUCGAUGAGUGUAUUGUCGCUCUCGACUGGAGGUCUGCCGUGCGUCUGGUACAAGGUUUUGCGGAUUGUGCCCAUACAUGGCCCUGUAUGCUGCUCGACAGGGAUCAAGAUACAGCCUACCUUAUCAGCCGACUACGAGUCUUGCUUGACCUCGCCGGUUUACAAACCCCAAACGGUGAAGUAUCCGCGUCAGUUCUCAGCAACUUGUCAAUAUCUAAUCACGGAUUCCGAAAAUUCCUGAGCGACCUGGCGACAGUAGACUCAACUUCCCAGCUUGAGAUACAAGACUCGACAACUGAGCUUAUCAGCUCUCCGGAGAGGAAGUUACUUCAGAUUGAGGCACUGUGGAAGGAACAAGAUUUUGUUGCAAAAACCACACGUUCUAUCGAGAGUAAACUACUCUAUCCCGACUUUUCUCAAUAUUUCCGCGAGUCCAUGGCCUCUCAUAUAGGAAACGCUGCGGCCAACGAUAUUGUGGAGCUGAAUAGGGAGAUUAUGGAGGUUUUUGCGCGACUUCCCCGUUCAGACCGGGUUGAGAAAGGCCUUACGGCGUGCAAGACGUUCGAAGACGCUUCUGUCGCUCGUUCUAAGAGCAGUUUUGUUGAGAAGAUGAUACAAUCAAGGCGGACAACGACAGGUGAGCACGCAGACAAAGAGGUUGAGAUGUCAUUACGAGAGGAUGAGCCACACAUGCCCUUGACACAGGGGACAACGUCAAAUAAGCAAAUGAAUGCAGGGCAUAAGCCACUGCGGGCGAGACCAAUGAGGCUGACCACAUGGCCAGUGACAGAUCAGCGGGUGGGAUAUUCGGAAAGACCAAGUUUCGGUUAG